CUGACCGGCGCCGGCUGCUGCAGGCGGACACACUGAACCGGCUCUUUUCCUCCCAGACUCUGUCAUGUAACGUUACCGGAGGAUUUUUCACGCUGCUCGGAUCCGUUUAGACACGAAAGAUGCUGACAGACACGAUCGUGGAGGAAGAAUUUGAGAUCAAGGAGGAAGAGCCGUGGUACGACAAGCAAGACCUUGAACAUGACCUGCAGCUGGCGGCCGAGCUCGGGAAGACUCUCCUGGAGAGGAACCGGGAGCUGGAGCAGGGCCUGCAGCAGAUGUACUCCAACAACCAGGAACAGCUGCAGGAGAUCGAGUACCUGACGAAGCAGGUGGACCUCCUCAGGCAGGUCAAUGACCAGCACGCUAAGGUGUACGAGCAGCUGGACGUGUCGGCCAGAGAGCUGGAACUGAACAACCGCAAACUGUCUCUGGACAACAGGACGGCCCAGCAGAAGAUCCAGGGGCUGACGGAAACCGUGGAGCUGCUGCAGACGCAGGUAGAGGAGCUGCAGCAUCAAGUUGAAGAGCUGAAGCUGAGUCCUCCGAAGCCUCCGCACAGAGAUAGUUCGUCACCUCGCGGCACUCAGAGUGUGUCUUGCCUGAAAGAGCUGCAAAGAAGGUAUUCUGACUACGACCCAGAUGAACCCUCAGACGACCUGGAGUCCUCCACCGUGUCGUGGCGUGAAGAGGAGCAGGCGUCACUGCGACAGUCCCUCAGGACCCUCCAGACCCAGUUUGCCUGCGAGCGCGCUCGGAGGGAGGAGGUGGAACGAGAGGCGGAGCUGCUCGUCGGUGAGAACGCGGCGCUGGAGCAGCAGCUGGGGGGGAUGAAGGUGUGCCAGGCCCGGAUGUCUGAGCUGGAGCGUGAGGCCGAGGAGCUGCGUCAGCUCUGGAAAUCGGAAUCCUCUGCAAGAUCCUCCAGGCCCAACAUCAUGCACGGGUUGCUGUCCGACGUGAUGUUCCUCAACCAAGAGGAGGAAAACGAAGGGGAGGUGGCGCCUAAAAGCCCACGGCUCCUGAAGCGAUGGGACAGCGAGCGUCUGAUGAAGGCGACGCAGAUCCCCGACUCUCCCGACAGGAUUUACGACCACGAGUGCUCCUGCGUGCGCCGAGCCGAGGUGGUGAAGUACCGUGGGAUCUCCCUGCUCAACGAGGUGGACGCCCAGUACAGUGCCUUGCAGGUGAAGUACGACGAGCUGCUGCGCCGCUCCCACCUGGGGCAGCAGGAGGAAGAGCAGGACGGGCAGAGCCACAAGUCCGUCCAGACCGCAUCCCUCGCCACCUCCUGUCCUGCGCUGGCAGGCGUGGAGGACUUUGAGGAUGACUUUCACCAGCCGGAGUACAAGGAACUUUUUAGGGAAAUUUUCUCCCGCAUUCAGAAAACCAAAGAGGACCUCAUUGAAAACAGAGGGAGACUCUCAGCUGGUGCAGUGUUGCCUAUUUUGCAAUAA
This is a messenger RNA of Scomber scombrus (Atlantic mackerel), 1451 nucleotides long. RefSeq names its product cerebellar degeneration-related protein 2-like. Lineage: Eukaryota; Metazoa; Chordata; Actinopteri; Scombriformes; Scombridae. Bases 120 to 1451 code for a protein of 443 amino acids. The transcript is spliced from 6 exons. The record is from RefSeq and is a predicted model, not a curated record.